This is a messenger RNA of Penaeus chinensis, 2919 nucleotides long. It is a transcript of the gene OstDelta, whose product is annotated as dolichyl-diphosphooligosaccharide--protein glycosyltransferase subunit 2-like. Gene Ontology annotation, biological process: protein N-linked glycosylation. The record is from RefSeq and is a predicted model, not a curated record. Lineage: Eukaryota; Metazoa; Arthropoda; Malacostraca; Decapoda; Penaeidae. Gene Ontology annotation, cellular component: oligosaccharyltransferase complex; membrane.
AGCGUUUACAUACAGCGUCUCUGUCCAGUACGUCUGUUGACACUUCCAUCGACAGGCAACAGAAGCAUGAGACGAGGGGCACUGGUAAUUCUUGCUCUCCUGGGGGUGAGCUCUGCCCUCUCCCCCUCCACAUACCUCACCCCAGCUGACAAGGAGAGGCUGAAGCUAGUCCUAGACCCAGCGUGGUCUCUCUCAGACCUCGCACAAGUCCUUUAUGCUUCAGCAGGCUACAAGCACUUAGGCCAGCCUAUCCCCAAUGAACAGGGAGUGUGCAAUUUUGUCAAGAGCUCUGCUGGUGAUGGAGCAACAGUCGAAACUCUGUUUUUGGCUUCCUCAGCUGGCAAAGCACUUGGGUGCCCUGUGGCAGCCACUGCAGCCUCCAAGCAGGCUGUAAGUGAUGCCAUCCGAGAAGGGGCCUCUCCCCUGGAGCUCUUCCAUGCUGUCACUGCCGCCACAAAUCUUGGGGUUGAGGUAGAUGUUGCCAAGGUCUUGAGGGCCACACAGAUGGCUCUGAAGAAGGAUGACAGCGUCCUCAGCUUGGGCUAUGCCUUCCACGUUGGGUCUCAGCUCCGCGGGGAAGUCAGCAGCAUCUUUGAGAGGAUUGAGGAUGCUAUAGUUCAGGCAGAUGAAGUUGAUGGGCGGAUGCUGCAAUUUGAAGGAGGAUUAUCAAUAACUGCCCUGGUCUUAAGUGGUGCCUACAAACUGGCUGAGAAUUCAAACAAGGCUCCACCAAUCAAGCCUGACCAAGCUGUCAAGUUUGCCAAUUACCUGAUGUCCCGCAAGUCUGUGCAGGUGCCCAAGGGGGUCUACUACCUUUUGGAAGCUGUGUCAAUGUUCACCAGCAACAGGUUCCAUAUCCCAGUUGCCAUCACACUGGCUAGUAAUGUAGCAGUUAGUGCUGAUGCUCCUCGUGUCCAGGUACGUGUAACAGACCUGAAGGGCAGCAGUCUUGGUUCCCUACGUGUUGUUGCAGAUUCUGCCACACGUGACUCGGAUGAGGUUGUCAUAGUGUCCAAGGAGGAAUUGUCUCCACUUGCUGGGCAAGACGGAGUGUAUGAAUUUGAUGUGAUGUCCCGCCAGCCAGAGCGAGGCUUUUACCGCCUGGUGGUGAGCACCGUGACCUCUGAUUCACGCCUGGUUGGUCAUAUGGCUGCUCAGCUUACCUUUAAGGUUCUCACAGCCAUCGAUAUCCAGGGUGUAGAGGUGGGAACAGCUGACUCCGACCGCUCCACAGCCCCAAGCCUACAGAAGUUGGCUUAUCCUAAUCAGCUACCUAGUGAACUUGUAGCCGACCAGCAUCAGCGUGUGUUGCUGCGUUUCAUUGUGCGGGACCUAGCAUCAGGACGUUCAACUGAGGUCCAUCAAGCCUUUGUCAAAAUCACACACAUUGAGUCCAAGCGUGAAAUUAUAUUUGUGGCUGAGACAGACUCUAAUGACGUCUACAAGUUUGAUAUGGAUGUCAGCAAUAAUGUUAAGGAGUUUGGUGGUGUUAGUGGCUCAUACUCAAUGGAGCUGAUCAUUGGUGAUGCGUCCAUCAGCAACCCAACCCUGUGGCACAUUGGGGAUGUCUCCCUUUCCUUCCCUGAGGGCAGUGUGUCUACCCCAUCCCAGGACUACACCUACAAGGCUCGUCCAGAGAUCCAGCAUGAGUUCCGCAAGCCUGACCCUCGUCCCUCUACCCUUGUGUCCCUGACUUUCACCAUGUUGUGUGUAGUGCCUCUGUUGCUGCUCUUGGCCAUGUGGGCAAAGCUUGGCGUAAACCUCUCCAAUUUCCCUGUAUCUAUGUCAGCAAUUGCUUUCCACGUUGGUCUUGCAGCUAUUAUGGGACUCUUCUGCUUGUUCUGGCUCCAACUAGACAUGUUCACCACCCUUCGCUAUCUGUUCAUGGUGGGCAUCGUCACCUUCUUCUCAGGGAACUCGAUGCUGUCAAACAUCGCAGCUAAUAGGAAGGAGCAGGAGGUGAAGAUGGUGUAUGGGCCGUACUACAAUAAAUCUUACAGGUUUUCGCAGAACCAGCAGAACUAACUCUCAGCUUUAGGGUUUCGGUGAAGGACCGAUUGAGCUAGUUUCCGGAGCAGUAAUGGUGAAUAGGUGACAGUCUGCGUGACAUUAAUUUUUUUUUAAUUAUUAUUAUUGUCAUCAAUAAUAAAGUGUCCUCGCCAUUCCAACUUUGAUGACGUUGACUGUCUCCCUUGCCGUGCUUUGUAUUUAUGGCAACGCAGACAUUUUCCUGUGCAAAAGUGAUAGUUAUUCUUAGGAAAGAAUGCAGCAAGAAGAUGUAAGAAAAUGGGAGAAAAAAGGAAAAUGAAGACAGGAGCGAGGAUGAAAGAAGAAAGAAAAAAAAGAAGAUGGAAGAUAAAGUGUUAAAUAUACAAACUGAUUGGAAUGACUCGAGUGUUUAUUUUGAUGAAGGAAAUCAUCAAGUACCAGUACUGUUAUGUUUUGUGAUGGAGAGAGAGAAAAGAUUUAAGUAUUUGUAUCAUUUCUUCUUUUUUUCUUUUUUUUUCUUUUUUCUUUCAUUCUUUCUUUCUCUCUCCUCGUCUAUGAUAUUUCAAUAGAUGUAAGCGUGUUUUCUCGGAUACGCUUGGACUCUCGUUUCCUCUCCAGGCGAGUGAUUGCCAGGAGGACGACGACUAAAAGUGUGUGUGAAUGAACAAGCAAAAAACUUCACAAGUUCAUGUCCUUUCUUUUUCUUUUAUUUUUGUAUUUUUAUUCUUUUUUUUUUUUUAAUUUGAUUUUCUUCUGCCUUUCAAGGAGAAUGGGAAAUCCUUCUCCAAGAAAGUGUGUCAUUCCAUUAUAUUUUUUUCCCCCAGUGUUUCUUCAUAUCGUGUGUUAUCACUACUGCUUGUUAAGUCAGUAAUUGUGUGAUUUAUUGUUGUGAGGUGAGGAGGAAAUGGUGAAUAAAAUCAUGUCAUGUUA